GUUUUAAUGUCGCAUUAAACUUCCUGAACUGGCAUCGAAUCAAAGGAUUUUGUUCUGUAUUUGCACGGUACAUUUCUAUAGUGCUCCGUAUCGCCUGCUGAUAACCUGUAUCCCACUAUAAACCACAAUGAGUUUGUUUGGAUCCAGUUCAGGAUUUGGGACCAGUGGUACUGGUGUUUUUGGCAGCACCACAACAGACACUCAUAACCCAAUGAAGGAUGUUGAGGUUACGUCCCCACCAGAUGACAGUAUAAGCUGCUUGGCUUUCAGCCCACCAACAAUGCCUGGAAAUUUCCUAAUUGGAGGCUCUUGGGCCAAUGAUGUACGAUGCUGGGAGGUUCAGGAUAAUGGCCAGACUGUGCCUAAAGCUCAGCAGAUGCACACAGGACCGGUGCUGGAUGUCUGCUGGAGUGAUGAUGGAAGUAAGGUCUUCACAGCCUCCUGUGACAAAACUGCCAAGAUGUGGGAUCUGAACAGCAACCAGGCUGUCCAAAUAGCACAACAUGAAGGUCCAAUCAGAACAAUCCACUGGAUUAAAGCGCCAAACUACAACUGUGUCAUGACAGGCAGCUGGGACAAAACACUGAAGUUCUGGGAUACUCGUUCCCCAAACCCCUUAAUGUCCCUUCAGAUGCCAGAGAGAUGCUACUGUGCUGAUGUGGUGUAUCCCAUGGCUGUGGUGGCCACUGCUGAAAGAGGUCUAAUAGUGUAUCAGUUGGAGAAUCAACCAUCAGAGUUUCGGCGUGUAGAUUCACCUCUAAAACAUCAGCAUCGUUGUGUGGCCAUCUUUAAGGACAAACAAAACAAACCCACUGGCUUUGCACUGGGCAGCAUUGAAGGAAGAGUGGCCAUUCAUUAUAUAAACCCACCCAAUCCAGCCAAGGAUAAUUUCACCUUCAAAUGCCAUAGAUCCAAUGGCACCAACACCACCACACCACAAGAUAUUUAUGCUGUCAAUGCCAUUGCCUUCCACCCAGUUCACGGCACACUGGCCACUGUGGGCUCAGAUGGCCGCUUCAGUUUUUGGGAUAAGGAUGCUCGGACAAAGCUGAAAACAUCUGAGCAGCUUGAUCAGCCAAUCACAGCUUGCUGCUUCAAUCACAAUGGCAACAUUUUUGCUUACAGCUCCAGCUAUGACUGGUCAAAGGGACACGAGUACUACAACCCUCAGAAGAAAAACUACAUCUUCCUGCGAAAUGCUGCUGAGGAGCUCAAGCCUCGGAACAAGAAAUGAUCCAUCAUGCUGUCACAACUUGGAAGACGUACUUAAUCUGUAAAUAUGGAAGAGACCGAGAGACCCACUUAUGGCAAACAUCUGGACCAAUCACAUGUCACUGCAUACAUUGUAUGGACCAAUCAGAUGGGGUCAGCAACCCCUUUGCAGUGGUGAUGGAAAUCAAAUUGCUAUUGCUUUGAAAAAAGCCAUGCAACAGUAUUGUUUCUAUAUAUAUAUACAUAUAUCACUUUCUCCUUUUUUUGUACUGAGUUCCAAAAAAUAAUAAAAUUCAACUUCAUUGCUGUCACAACAUGGUGUACAAUCCUAAUUGUGCAAAAACAAUUAAAGACUAUCUAAAGAA
Messenger RNA from Trichomycterus rosablanca, 1577 nucleotides. RefSeq names its product ribonucleic acid export 1 (gene rae1). Gene Ontology annotation, cellular component: nuclear pore. The transcript has 13 exons. Gene Ontology annotation, molecular function: ubiquitin binding; RNA binding. The record is from RefSeq and is a predicted model, not a curated record. NCBI's taxonomy places the organism in Eukaryota, Metazoa, Chordata, Actinopteri, Siluriformes, Trichomycteridae. Bases 128 to 1234 code for a protein of 368 amino acids. Gene Ontology annotation, biological process: transcription-dependent tethering of RNA polymerase II gene DNA at nuclear periphery; RNA export from nucleus.